Magallana angulata is the source of this 4334-nucleotide messenger RNA. RefSeq names its product probable G-protein coupled receptor CG31760. NCBI's taxonomy places the organism in Eukaryota, Metazoa, Mollusca, Bivalvia, Ostreida, Ostreidae. Bases 437 to 2509 code for a protein of 690 amino acids. Gene Ontology annotation, cellular component: membrane. The record is from RefSeq and is a predicted model, not a curated record. Gene Ontology annotation, biological process: G protein-coupled receptor signaling pathway. The transcript is spliced from 12 exons. Gene Ontology annotation, molecular function: G protein-coupled receptor activity.
CAAGGUCUCGAGAGACAAACAUUGAAGUGAAAAGGAAGCGGCAAGGAUCCAACGUUAAAGCUAUAGUAUUUGAAACAAGUUCAGUUUCGACUGGUUACAUCACCCCUAUGAUUUACCUGUUGGUGGACAAUUGAAGUCGUAAAGCGCAUUCAUAUUGAAAUAUAUCCAAUAUCAAUACAAUCUCUGGCGCGGAUGUUAUCACACUUCCCGAGUUCCCGUGAAUAUCUGCACUCGUCAUCAUGGCCAAUAGAUUUACCUUUGUUCAAAAAUUAAUUUCUCGCAGUACACCUCUGAAACAUAUUGUGGGAACCUAGUGAAUUCUUUUUGAACCAAUUACCAAGCUCCUGUCAUAUUGCAGCGGGAUCAAUAAGGGAGUGACGGCCGUGUAGGUAUGGUUGAUUGGGGAAACUGAAGAUGCGACAGACGACGCUCAGAGAUGGCGCGAGUUAGAUACCUUGAAUUUCUUCUCAUUAUAAUGGAAUUGUAUCCUCCGGUCCACACAGUACAAAUGACUGCCCGGGAGGCCCUGGAAUACGUGGCUUACGUGGAGACACACGACUGUAACGGGGGGACGGGGAACUCCCUACAGCUCCAGUUUGACCCUACGACAUGGAACUCGUACGCCCUGGCCGCGGUGCGAACUGCCAACUUCCUGUCCAAAAUGAUCACAUACAACAACAACAACGUGUCCAGUCUCUCCGAACAAGUGUUGUAUUCCCUGGUAACAAACAACGUCCACUUAAAGUCGGUCAUAUUUGGGUCAGCAAUAGCCCUGGAGCCUGACCCGUCCCUGCCCUACCCCCUGAUGUGUCCCUACGCCUACAAAGAAACCGAUAACUCGUCCUCUGUAUCGGUUCACGCCAAAGACUUGUCCGUGAGUUACAACUACACCGACCCCCAGACGGAGUGGUACCACACCCUCCGCUUCCAGAACUACACCCACCUGUCCAUCGUCACUGACCAAAUCCAGCUCAGAACAGGGAAUUCUCUGGAUCCGGCCAGUGACGUCACACAGCCGGUAGCUUUUCUGGAGGAUGGUCGUUGGACCAACCCUUACUACGACUGUGGGGGAGGGGACAUUUGGAUGGUCACUUACUCCUCUCCUUUCUUCGGACUAAGUCCAGACCACAAGUCUGUGAUAUUUAGGGGGGUUGCCACUAUCGAUAUAGAACUUACUAACAUCGAUGUCAAUCAGUGUGACCCUGACCUUGGGUCAUCUGGAGGGGCCCUGGACGUAUUCAGGGGGACACACAGCUGUCAGCCCACAACAGUCUGCGUGUUCACACCAGGUAAAGGAUUUACCCGCGGGGCCUACUUGUGUGAAUGUGCCCCGGGAUAUUUCUUCCCUGACACUCAUGCCAGUAACAAAUACUACAAUGGCAGCGAAAUCGAGGAAUAUAUCACGCGUAAUAAUCUGACGUAUAUUACGUCAUAUAAUCGCUACAGAUGCAACCAGUGUGCACCUGGGUGUGUGACGUGUACGACCGCUGCGCCAUGCCUGUUCACCAGGAACCUGUACAUCAAGGCUGUUGUCCUCGUACUGACCAUCAUCACUAUUGUUGUCAUCUUCAUCGUAUCUGUUGUGAUAUUCCAUCUCAGAGAAAGCAAGAUAAUUAAAAGCGGAAGUCCUAUUUUCCUGCUGUUAAUGUGUGCCGGAAGUGCAUUGAUGUGUCUUCAGCUCUUUGUGAUGUUUCCUGACGCAGACGACAGACUUUGCAUGGUAAUGCCAUGGCCGUAUCAUCUGGGCUUCGUCUUACUCUACGGUUCUCUCCUUCUUAAAACUUGGAGGAUAUCUGUGAUAUUCAGACAGGGUCAAAUUAAACGAAUUCAGCUGCCAGACAAGACACUGAUUCGACGAUUUGUUCCAAUAAUGGCCAUCACGGUGGCCUAUUUAGUGGCUUGGUCGUCAGCCUAUCGAAACACGACGCAGACGCGGGAAACCAAUGACGGGUUAAAGUUCACCAUGUGCACAGAAAACUGGUGGUCAUAUUCUGCUUAUGGAAUUGAGGUGCUCAUGCUUUUAUUUGGGGUAUACCUGUGUUUCACGGUGAGGAAGGCGCCAGCUUCUUUCAACGAGAGUAAACAUAUCACGUGGUCCAUAUACAACGCCAUCAUCCUGAGUACAUUCAUCUUAAUCAUUGUCCAAUUUGUCGCUGAGACGUCCGGACCCGACCUAAUGUACAUCCUGUAUUUUCUGAACUGCCAAGUUGUGGUGACGAUUACGAUGGUUCUAAUACUGGCCCCUAAGUUCUAUGCCGUUCACAUGAAGUUAGAAGUGCGGCGACGGGAUAGUCUGCCCACCAUUAGUGGAAUGAUGACGCAACACAUUAAGAGGCCAUGCCGCUCCGUGGGUGUCCAGACCACUCCCACUGGGGAGGACAAUGAUAUAAUAUCAAACAAUGCAACGUGGCUUCCCUUUCGGAAGCGUUCCAAAGUGAGGCCAAUCGAAGCUCCGUCCAGUAACAAGUACGAGACUACCAUGACAAUAGACUCAAUCAAAAGCACGUGAGGCCAGACAGCGACCAGGACAACCCAAUAUCUCUACCACCAUCACUUCCGUCCUGUUGGGGACGACAGCAAAACGAACGAAUCAAAAUAGUUCAAAUUGAAGGGGAAUGUUGGGGCCUAGGUGGCCCUUAAGGAAGUCCUCAAAUUCAAUUGGCUAUUCUGAAAGUUUAUCUAGACCUUGCCAACCUCAUGCAGAUUUCUGAAACCAUUCCACUGGCUAUGAAGGAAGUUGAACCCAACGCGGCAUUCUUAGUUUUCUGUCCAAGAGAAAGUUUGUUCAGUAUCCUCUAAGUAAGUAAGUAAAAGGGGGCGUGCCCCAGGAUAAUACAUUCUGGUUGCAAAGUUCACUCUCUACGACAUGUCAUCGUCCACAGCUACAUGUGAUCUGUUCACUCAAGCAGCAGGAACAAAAUCAAGACAAAGAACUCAUCCUUAAAUAUAUUGUUAAGAUAGUCUUAUUAUUGCGGUUCAGUUAUAUUGGACCAUUCGCGUAAAUAUUUGGGGAAAACGUCAAUUCUUUAAUAUACCUUUUAUAGUUCAGAUUUGUUUUUCAUAACAUUUCAAAAUGAACAGGGGCCUGUUUUCCCAAAGCAAUGUGUCAAUUAAAAAAAACUGAAUACAAAGUGUUUACUGCCAUGGGGACAUUGCCAAGGUAUAGUAUCCAGAACCCCCACAUCUUUCGUCAAAACAUUGUCCCCUGUACCCCCUCCUCCCCCCGUGUUGUGCUAGUUGCCCUGUGUAUAUCUCGGUGAACCAGUCUUUUACUUCACGUCCCAAGAACGCACAAAAAUGCAGAAUAUGCACUGUGUAUAUUUGCAGACCGUUGUCUUUUACGGUUUUACAGAAAAAGUCCGGAUAAUAAUAUCCAUUUCUUUUUUACAUAUCAAUCAUCACCAGAACUAGAAAACAGUUCUUUUAAAAUUCAUAAAUGUUUUGUAAAUUCUAUUGUUAUUAAAUCCCGAUUCAUGCAACGACUGAAAAAGUGAUAUUGACGGCCAAAUAUUGUUUGCCAGACUAAAAAUUUAAAAUAUCUUCGAAAUUUUUGACAACUUUCUGACUGGAUAUGAAUUAUUUACUAGAAUAUAAUAACCGAGUUUGGCGGAGGCAGGAAUGUUGGUUUAAAAGAAUAACAUUUCUUGAUGCCUGGGGUAUUUAGAUUUAUUAACAGAAAAUCCGGUUCCAGCAUACCCUAACAGAGGGGACGUUAUUUAAAAACGCAAACGGGUUUUCCAACUCAAUUUUAGUUAUUAUGUUUAGAUGAUGACAACUAAUUUGGUAUAAUGUGAAUCUUCAUUUUAAAAUGUAUACUGAAGAUUGAAAGAUUGGAAUUUCAGAAAAAGUAGCGGUAACUCGAAACUUUGUGAAUCACUUUAUCGCAAAUCAAACAAAAAUUUCUUGUUUGUGUCCAUAAAACUAAUGAAUCAGCCAUUUUGACCCCCCUUUUUUGUUUUGUUCAUUUUGUAUUGAGCAAUUAACUAUUUCAAUAUAUAUAUUGAACUGCACGUUUAAAAAAUAUACCCAGUGUAUAGUUCUGAAAAAUUGACAAAAGUAAUGUUACAUUGUAUAGUUUUGUCGUUUGGACACCAUACACCUUCACUUUGCCAAAUGAAUUUUUAAAAAUCAAUUUUGUUUUAAUGUACUUCUAAAAUAAACUUACAAAUACAUGUAUUUAACUACAACGAAUCAACAAAGUUAUGAACUUGCUUAAUUCUGUACAGUAUAUUUCUCUAAAGAAUGCACCCACAUAAUUUUGUAUUUUUUUUAAUUGUCCAAUGUAUGCUUUUAACACAUCUUUUCAUUUUUUUCAAUAAAUUUUGAGAAAAGCG